GGGACCAGCCGAGCUGGGAUGGCCGCGGUGGCUGCGCGCUGCUUGGCCGGCUGGAGGCCGCUGCUGGCCCGCUGGCCCCCAGGGCGCGCCGCCUACCACAGCGAGCGCGGCGUCUAUGGCUACAAGCCCGGCCGGCCGGCCCAGGAGCCCCGCGGGGCCGCGGAGCGAGCGGAGGCCUGGCGGCCAGCAGUUGACCAUGGGCUGGCUCGUUUAGUGGCGUCCUAUCAUGAACAUGGACACAAGGCUGCCAAAAUCAAUCCUCUCCUUGCUGGCCAGGGGGUGAUGGAGGAGGUGCCAGAGAUCCAGGUGUUGGCGGAAACCUUGCAAGGCCCUUUCCACACGGCAGGGCUUUUGAACAUGGGGAAGGACGAAGCCUCGCUUGAAGAUGUCCUGUCUUAUCUGGAAGACAUCUUUUGUGGACCUAUCUCCAUAGAGACUGGCCAGCUGUCCAGCAUGCAAGAGAAGGAAUGGAUGGCCAAACGGUUUGAGGAACUGAAGCAAGAAGCUUUUACUACCGAAGAGAAAAAGUAUUUGUCCAAGAUCAUGCUAGAAUCUCAGGAGUUUGACCGCUUCCUGGCCACCAAGUUUGCCACGGUGAAGCGCUACGGGGGCGAAGGGGCGGAGAGCAUGAUGGGCUUCUUCCAUGAGCUACUGAAGAUGGCCUCGUACAGCGGCGUGACGGACAUCAUCCUCGGGAUGCCCCACCGGGGAAGACUUAAUCUCCUCACAGGCCUCCUUCAAUUCCCGCCUGAGCUGAUGUUCCGUAAAAUGCAAGGCUUGAGCGAAUUCCCGGAGGACUCGGCUGCCAUCGGAGACGUCCUUUCUCACCUCACGGCCUCGGUGGAGCUGGACUUCGGGUCUCACCGCCCAAUUCACGUCAUCCUGUUGCCGAACCCUUCCCACCUGGAAGCCAUCAACCCUGUGGCGGUCGGCAAAACCAGAGGGAGACAGCAAACAUUGUUGGAUGGGGAUUACUCCUUAGCCGGUUCGGCUCGGCCCGGAGACAAAGUCAUUUGCCUGCAGGUCCACGGAGACGCUUCAUUCUCCGGCCAAGGGAUUGUUCCGGAAACGUUCACUCUUUCCAACCUGCCCCAUUUUAGAACCGGGGGAAGCGUUCACCUCAUCGUAAAUAACCAACUGGGCUACACCACCCCGGCAGAGCGAGGACGGUCCUCCUUGUAUUGUAGUGAUAUCGGUAAGAUAGUUGGCUGUGCUGUUGUCCACGUGAAUGGAGACGACCCGGAAGAAGUUCUCAGAGCUGCCCGACUGGCCGUGGAGUACCAGAGACUUUUCCGGAAGGAUGUGAUUGUGGAUCUUCUCUGCUAUCGGCAGUGGGGUCACAAUGAACUCGAUGAGCCCUUUUUCACCAACCCCACCAUGUAUAAAAUAAUUAGAUCCCGGAAAAGCAUCCCGGAUACUUACGCGGAGGGCCUGGUAGCUGAGGGACUUACAACCGAGCAGGAAAUAUCGGAGAUCAAAACUUCCUAUUACUCCAAGCUCAACGAACAUCUCGCCACCAUGGCUAUGUAUGUGCCUCUGUGCCCCAACCUUCAGGACCACUGGACCGGCCUGGUGGAGCCCAUGCCAAGAGUCACAACAUGGGACACCGGUAUUCCAGUCCCGCUCCUCCAAUUUGUCGGGGUCAAGUCGGUGGAAGUGCCUGAAGAAUUACAACUACACAACCACAUCCUGAAGACGCAUGCUCAGUCACGGGUGUUGAAGAUGGAGGAAGGAGUGAAAGUAGACUGGGCCACUGCUGAAGCAUUAGCUUUUGGUUCUCUACUGUGUCAAGGUUUUAACAUUCGUUUGAGUGGACAAGACGUGGGCCGAGGGACAUUCAGCCAGAGACAUGCCAUGUUGGUUUGCCAAGAGACCGGGGAAACCUACAUCCCUUUGAACCACAUGUCUGCCGAUCAGAAGGGCUUCCUUGAGGUGAGCAACAGCCCCCUGUCUGAAGAAGCGGUGCUCGGCUUUGAGUAUGGGAUGAGUAUUGACAGCCCCAACCUGCUGCCCAUUUGGGAGGCUCAGUUUGGGGAUUUCUUCAACGGAGCUCAGAUAAUAUUCGAUACAUUUAUCUCUGGAGGGGAAGCCAAGUGGCUCCUGCAGAGUGGCCUGGUGGUUCUCCUUCCACACGGCUACGAUGGGGCUGGGCCGGAACAUUCUUCCUGUCGGGUUGAACGAUUCUUGCAGAUGUGUGAUAGCUCCGAGGAAGGGAUCGACGGUGACCACGUCAAUAUGUCCGUGGUCCAUCCAACUACCCCGGCACAGUAUUUCCACUUACUUCGGAGGCAGAUGGUCCGAAACUUCCGGAAACCCCUCAUUGUGGUAUCGCCCAAAACUCUCCUUCGCUUACCUGUGAGUAGAAAGACUUCCUGGGGUGGUUGUCACCAGAGGUGGGCUGCUGAUGGUUUGCGAACCAAUAGUUACAGGGGAAAAAAAUUUAACAACUGUGUUCGCUUAAUGACUGAAUUAACAAGCAGGCUUCACUUUAUGGGCUCUCUUGUGUUGGAAAUAAUUCCGUUCUUCCUGCUCCUUAGUGUCAGCAAGGUGAUUCUCUGUUCUGGCAAGCAUUAUUACACUUUGGCCAAACACCGAGAGCUGCUUGAAGAAAAGAAGCACACCACUGCCAUUGUGAGAUUAGAAGAAUUGUGUCCUUUCCCUCUUGAAGCUCUGCGACAAGAGAUGAACAAGUUCACUAAUGCCAAAGCUUUUGUCUGGAGUCAGGAAGAACCUCAGAACAUGGGGCCCUGGACAUUUGUCUCCCCAAGGUUUGAAAAGCAACUGGCUUGUAAGCUCAGCCUUGUCAGCCGACCCGCCUUGCCAGCCCCUGCCGUGGGCAUUGGAGUGCUGCACCAGAAACAACAGCAAAAUCUCCUCACCGAAACGUUCGCUUGAAGGCUUAACCCACUGUGGGACUUUUGCUGUUAACAACGAGG
Messenger RNA from Notechis scutatus (mainland tiger snake), 2936 nucleotides. The record is from RefSeq and is a predicted model, not a curated record. Lineage: Eukaryota; Metazoa; Chordata; Lepidosauria; Squamata; Elapidae.